Molecule: messenger RNA, 1002 nt
Organism: Mercurialis annua (annual mercury)
Lineage: Eukaryota; Viridiplantae; Streptophyta; Magnoliopsida; Malpighiales; Euphorbiaceae
Exons: 1
Coding region: 1-1002 (333 amino acids)
Source: RefSeq, a predicted model, not a curated record
AUGACCCCCAUCAACCUUUCGUUCACUCCAAGCACCACCCCGACUCCCAGACCUACCACAGAAAUUCAAAAGCCCACGCCAGCGCAAAUCCAAGAAUACAUCGAAUUUCACACUCGGCAAGUGGCCUUCCUUCAACAAGUACAACAAGCCCAUGCUCAGCCAACGACCGUAGCCAUGUCCCAAGGCAACAUUACCACCCCACCAUACAUACCGACCGCACCACCCCAUCCACAAGAAUUUUACCAAGGUCAGACAACACCCGAGGAAACAAACCACGAGAAGAAUCCACGUGAACAAAACCCAAAGGAAGGACAAGGAAUACUAGCCGGACACAAAGCCCCGGAAGGACCGAAGAAAAAGCCCAAACGAGUCGAAAUCGAGGAAAGCGUGCACAGCUCGGGAGCCGAGUCACCAAAGAAAAAGAAGCUGGAGCAAGAAAUUACCGAAAGGGUUAGAACCGAAAUGGAAAAAUUCAGGAGAAAAGAGCCGAGAAACACAAGCUUCUUAAACAUCGGAAACCCGCUGUCUACCGAGAUACGGGAGGAAAAUUUCCUUUUAAACUACAAAACACCGCAGUUAGACGACUACAAUGGAACAGGGGAUCCGGUCACAAACUUGAGCUGUUUCCAAGUAGUCAUGAUGGUACAAAGUUUGUCUGAAGCCGCCGUCUGCAAGCUUUUUCCAACAACCCUAAAUGGACCGGCGGCAAUCUGGUAUCAAAGUCUGAAAGAAGGUUCUAUUCGUAGUUUUGACGAGCUAGCAAAAGCUUUCCGAACUCAUUUUGCACCGAGCAUACAACGAAAGAAAAAGUCCAGCGACCUAAAAUUCUGCUACCAGAAACCGGGAGAAAGUUUACAGAGCUACAUUGCCAGAUUCAAUGCCGAGGCUGUCGAAGUAGGAAACUUGAACGACGAUACCGUGAUAGAUGCAAUGAAGGACAACACGACGAUGAUGGCCUUCAGGGAUAACCUGAUAACGAAUCCGGUGCAAACUUAUUCCUAG